Messenger RNA from Lepus europaeus (European hare), 1924 nucleotides. RefSeq names its product methyltransferase 18, RPL3 N3(tau)-histidine (gene METTL18). Gene Ontology annotation, biological process: peptidyl-histidine methylation, to form tele-methylhistidine. NCBI's taxonomy places the organism in Eukaryota, Metazoa, Chordata, Mammalia, Lagomorpha, Leporidae. Gene Ontology annotation, molecular function: protein-L-histidine N-tele-methyltransferase activity. The transcript has 2 exons. The record is from RefSeq and is a predicted model, not a curated record. Bases 785 to 1879 code for a protein of 364 amino acids.
GCCGGAAGGCCCCAGGUCGCUGCCUUCGCCCCGGUGGGGAAUGGAGAUGGCGCAUCUGGGGUUUGAGCUGAGCCCCAGCCCUCAUAAAGGGUGGCUUCAGCCUUUUAACCGUGCGAUCAAGGAAAUAAAGACCCCAAAUGCUUCAGUUGCGGUGCAGAUCGGCGCAAAUCAAUCAAAUGUCUCGCACCGUGGGUAAAGAUUCCCAAAAAGUUACUUCCCCAGACGGCUGGUGCGGUGCCCGUGUUUCGGAACUGUUGUACAGUUAAAUUAAUUCCUCCGAAAUUACCCCCAGCGUUGCUGGUCCGGACUAAACGUUUGGUAAUGAAGGAAUUUGGGUGAAUCGCCUUGCGCCGCACACACCUGUGCCGGCUCACUUAGCAAAAUACACUCUUGAGCAUCUGGUACUUGACCCAGCAACAGACAGAAGUGUACGUUUGGGCACAGACAGGACAGUUGAAAGACAGCCGGAGAGCGAGGCCGUCCGGUCUGAAAAUCUCGGACUUGAUGCCUGUUCUGGCCGUUGGGACUGCUGCUGUUCUUUCGUUUUCAGCGUUUGUUUUCCAACUUUGGAACCCUUAAGAACUAAACUGAUAGAGAGCAGCGAUCUCCAAAAGUCAUCUGGAAACAUCUCUGAAUAUUUGGAACAGUGUGUAAGCAGCUAAAGAGAAACUAACAAAAAAAAGUAAAAUGAAUAAUUGAGGCAGGUUUCUGUGUGUCACCACUUUCUAUCCAGAAGUUGAAGAAUCUUCCUUUGAAUUUAAGGAUUUUGUGUUUUUAAUAAGAGAUGACCUUUCAAUUUAAUUUCGCUAUAGAAGACCAUCUGGAAAAUGAAUUAACACCCCCUGGAGUUGCAGCAGUGACUGUGGGUUCCUCAAAAGAGUUGUCAGUCUCAAAAAGUCAAAAGGAGAAACAGAAGGACUUGGCUCCAGCUCCAGUGUGGGAACCUAAGUCAGUGGGGAACGCAGUUUCCUGUCAACACACAGACAACCUAUGCAGUGCGACUGACAGUUCAAGGCUCUUGGAGCCACAUGAAAAGCAGUGCUGCUUGAGAGUUGCCAAAGAGCAUGUUAUGCCCACAGAUGUAAAGAAAGUGUUAAAAAAUAAAGUCAUAGACACUGUACCAGGUCUCCAGAAUGUCAGCCUGUCAGUAGUGAAGACCACCUUGUUGAAGGAGAGCUGCCCUGGAGAAAACAUAGUUUCAAAGAGCUUUUCUUGUCACUCUGAUCUGAUUACAGGUGUUUAUGAAGGAGGCUUAAAAAUCUGGGAAUGUACCUAUGACCUCCUGGCUUACUUCACAAAGGCCCAAGUAAAGUUUGCUGGCAAAAAAGUGUUGGAUCUUGGCUGUGGAUCAGGGUUGCUGGGUAUAACUGCAUUCAAGAAAGGGGCCAAAGAAGUUCAUUUUCAAGAUUAUAAUACGAUGGUGAUUGAUGAAGUAACCUUACCUAAUGUAGUGGCUAACUGCACUUUGGAAGGUGAAGAAAAUGAUGUAAAAGAGCCAGAUGUGAAAAGAGGGAGGAAUUCAAGAAUAGCAGAAGAGCUAUGCAAAUGCCGGUUCUUUUCUGGGGAGUGGUCUGAGUUCUGUAACUUUGUCCUGAGCAGUGAGGAACUCUUUGUAAAAUAUGACCUCAUUCUCACUUCAGAAACCAUUUACAAUCCAGAUUACUAUAGUACUUUGCACCAAACAUUCCUUAGACUGUUGGGAAAAAAUGGACAGGUGCUUUUGGCCAGCAAAGCACAUUAUUUUGGUGUAGGUGGAGGUGUUCAUCUGUUUCAGAAGUUUGUAGAAGAAAGGGAUGUAUUUGAAACUAGAACACUUGAAAUCAUUGAUGAAGGACUAAAGAGGUUCCUAAUUGAGUUGACUUUUAAGUGCCCUAAUUAGUGUUCACUGGAUGUCCUAAGUGAAAUAAACAGAUUGACAAAAACA